Panicum hallii is the source of this 939-nucleotide messenger RNA. RefSeq names its product LOB domain-containing protein 1-like. NCBI's taxonomy places the organism in Eukaryota, Viridiplantae, Streptophyta, Magnoliopsida, Poales, Poaceae. The transcript is spliced from 2 exons. The record is from RefSeq and is a predicted model, not a curated record. The coding region runs from base 10 to 648 and encodes 212 amino acids.
CGAAUCGAAAUGGACUCCUCCUCGAGCGACACAGCUGCCACCGCCGCGCUGCCGCCCGGCGGGGCCUCGACGCCUCCCACGUCGCCGCAGCCGCAGCAGCCGGCGGUGGUGCUGAGCCCCUGCGCCGCGUGCAAGAUCCUCCGGCGCCGCUGCGUCGACCGCUGCGUGCUGGCGCCCUACUUCCCGCCCACCGAGCCCCACAAGUUCGCCACCGCGCACCGCGUCUUCGGCGCCAGCAACAUCAUCAAGCUCCUCCAGGAGCUGCCGGAGGAGCACCGCGCCGACGCGGUGAGCAGCAUGGUGUACGAGGCGAGCGCGCGCAUCCGCGACCCCGUCUACGGCUGCGCCGGCGCCAUCUGCCAGCUGCAGAAGCAGGUCAACGACCUCAAGGCGCAACUGGCGCGCGCCCACGCCGAGCUCGCCGGCGCCCGCGCGCAGCACGCGCACCUCCUCGCGCUGCUCUGCGUCGAGGUCGCCGCCGCGUCCUCCCCCGCCUACUGCGCCGUUGACUACCCCUCCGCGCAGCUCGCGGCGGCCGCCCCCGCGGCGCAGGCAGACGCGCUGUACGUCAUCGACGGCGGCAGCGGCAGCGGCCUGCAGCUGCAGUCCAGCCCCGUCAGCUGGGCCGACGAGCCGCUCUGGACAUGAGAGGUCAUCACGCCGAGCGCGCGCGCGAGCGCAGGGUGUUCGAUCGAAUGUCCAAGUAUAGUUAAUCUAGCUGAUCCUCCGUAUAUGCAUACGUAUACAGUUACAUAUAGAGUCAAUAUGUGUACGGGUGUAUGAUUUACUCCAUGUCAUAAUUCCAAAGUUAACCAAAGGGUUAACGUGGUUGGGGUUCGAAGCAAUUUCACAACCCCCUGAAUCUGAAUGAGCUUUCGUUUGAUCUGAAACUUUCCUGUACUCCUGUACCGUGUAUGACACUACCACUACUCUUAACAU